AUGAAGCGUGAGGACGCGUCAGCAUCCCCUACUGCUGCCGACGAGCAGAAGCAGCAGCAACAGCAGCAGCAGCAGCAGCAGCAGCAGCAGGGGUCCUCCCCUGAGGAUAAUGAUAUAAAGGCACAAAGGGAGGCACGUAAGAAAGCAAAAGAAGCAGAAAAAGCAGCAAAAGAAGCAGCAAAAGCAGCAAGAAAAAAGGCACUAGAGGAGGCGAGUGCAGCACAGAAUGUGAUUGCUGAGGAUUGGGAGAAAUGUGACUUUGGAUACUAUCCUAUGAUGAGCAGCAGCAGCAGCAGCAGCAGCAGCAGCAGCAAGAGAGAGUUUGUAUCCCUGCAGCAGCUAAAAGAAAAAGAAGGACAAAAUAUUUGGCAGCAGCAACAACAGCAGCAACAGCAGCAGCAGGAGGAGAAGGAGAAGGUACAACAACAACAACAGCAGCAGCAGCAGCAGGAGCAGCAGCAGGAACAACAAAUGGUCUCCUUACAGGUGUUACACAGCAGCAGCACGAAUUGCAUGCAAUAA
Molecule: messenger RNA, 522 nt
Organism: Eimeria maxima
Lineage: Eukaryota; Apicomplexa; Conoidasida; Eucoccidiorida; Eimeriidae
Exons: 3
Coding region: 1-522 (173 amino acids)
Source: RefSeq, a predicted model, not a curated record